Messenger RNA from Sabethes cyaneus, 1953 nucleotides. Its product is annotated as 5-hydroxytryptamine receptor-like. Bases 1 to 1953 code for a protein of 650 amino acids. Gene Ontology annotation, cellular component: membrane. Gene Ontology annotation, biological process: adenylate cyclase-activating adrenergic receptor signaling pathway. The transcript has 4 exons. The record is from RefSeq and is a predicted model, not a curated record. Gene Ontology annotation, molecular function: G protein-coupled amine receptor activity. Lineage: Eukaryota; Metazoa; Arthropoda; Insecta; Diptera; Culicidae.
AUGGGCCGGUUGACAGAGAGAGCUUUCUCAUGGCCGGCGCGGCCUUGGCCGUCGUCAGUCAGGACGGUGACAGAAAAAAUACAUCGCUUUUCUGGUCGUGGUGGAACCAGCCCUAGUACGGUUCAAUCGACGGUGUCGACGACAACCUGGGCACCAUCUGCGGCCAACCGCGACGUGACGAAGACGGUUGGUGGAUUCAUCGGGAGAGGUUCCAACCGCUUCGGUGGGGCCAGUAGUGAGAGUGAAGUAGAUUAUGGUGGCACUAGUAGCAGUAGUAGCUCUUUGGAUGACUUCAUCUACGAGAACAAUGGCAGUGCAAGUAGUUCUAGUAGUGGCGAGUUGUUCAACGGGAUAUUCUCCAACUUCAGUAGUACCCCCGUAGGAUCUAGCAGUCAGUCUCUGCUCUCAAACUAUACAAACGAGUUCGGCAUUAAUUCAAACGUUUCUAGUAGCAGCGGCGGUAGCAGCGAUGGGGGUUUUGGUGCGACUGGCAGUUCUCGACUGACUUUUGGUUCCCUUCCGAACCUGCUGGAAGAGGACGAGUUGAUGGCACUGUGGAAUUGCACCAACUGCUUUUUGCUCAAUUACAGUGGUAGUAGUAGUAGUAGUAGUAGUUCUGCACUGAUCAAUGCCACCAUCAGCAGUAGAUACGUCAAUGGGUCGGAUCGGGACACGCUACUGUCGGGAACGGAGGACAGUGGCGGAAUGGACGACGAUGCCGAGACCACCAUCUAUCUGAUACGGGUGAUAGCGACGGCCAUUGUUUUGGGAAUUGUUAUUUUAGCUACGGUUAUAGGAAAUGUUUUUGUUAUAGCGGCGAUUCUGCUGGAACGGAACCUGCAAAGCGUUGCCAACCACUUGAUAUUAUCGUUGGCCGUGGCGGAUCUGCUGGUGGCCUGUCUGGUGAUGCCACUCGGAGCCGUGUACGAGGUAUCGAACGAGUGGCGACUGGGAGCGGAUCUGUGCGACAUGUGGACCUCCAGUGACGUGCUGUGCUGCACCGCGUCCAUACUGCAUCUGGUAGCAAUCGCACUGGACAGGUACUGGGCCGUGACGGACAUCGACUAUGCCCACCAGCGGACGGCCCGACGGAUCGGGUACAUGAUCAUCGUCAUCUGGACCCUGUCGGUGCUGGUUUCCAUUGCGCCGCUGCUCGGCUGGAAGGAUCCCGAGUGGGAAUCCCGCGUCUACCAGGAUCUGCAGUGCAUCGUGUCGCAGGACGUCGGUUAUCAGAUAUUUGCCACCGCAUCUAGCUUCUACGUGCCGCUGCUGGUGAUACUGUUCCUCUACUGGCGGAUAUUUCUAGCGGCCCGGAAAAGGAUACGGCGACGGCAGCAGGUAAACGCAACGCAGCCGAACGCGAUCGGUGGCCCGACGGCGAACGUGGUCGGCGGUUCGGGCGGCAUAGCGGCCGCCGUGGUCGCAGUCAUCGGCCGCCCGCUGCCGACGAUCAGCGAAACGACGACGGCCUUCACGAACGUGUCGUCGGCCAACACCAGCCCGGAGAAGGCCAGCUUCGGCAACGGUAUCGAGCGGGACCGGAUCGAGGCCGACCUGCCGACGGCGGACAUGUCCACGGCCUACCCGUCGCAGGGAGCUUCCUGCUCGUCGGUCAAACCGUCGAUCAUGAAGAAAAAAUCCCAGGCGGCGACGGACUCGAAGCGGGAACGGAAGGCGGCCAAAACGUUGGCCAUCAUCACCGGGGCCUUCGUGUGCUGCUGGCUGCCGUUCUUCAUUAUCGCCAUCCUGCUGCCGACGUGCACCGGUUGCGAUAUCAGCCCGAUCGUAACCAGCGUCUGCCUUUGGUUAGGUUACUUCAAUUCCACCCUCAAUCCGAUCAUCUACACCAUCUUCAGUCCGGAGUUUCGGCACGCGUUCAAGCGGCUCCUGUGCGGCCGGCGGCACACCCUGCGACGGACGCGCCAUAUGGGUGUACGGGUCGGUGGGCGGUAA